This is a messenger RNA of Hypanus sabinus (Atlantic stingray), 6325 nucleotides long. Its product is annotated as zinc finger protein 585A-like. NCBI's taxonomy places the organism in Eukaryota, Metazoa, Chordata, Chondrichthyes, Myliobatiformes, Dasyatidae. Gene Ontology annotation, biological process: negative regulation of transcription by RNA polymerase II. The coding region runs from base 384 to 2177 and encodes 597 amino acids. The transcript is spliced from 2 exons. Gene Ontology annotation, molecular function: DNA-binding transcription repressor activity, RNA polymerase II-specific. The record is from RefSeq and is a predicted model, not a curated record.
CAAAGGACCUCCGGAGGAUCGGUAAAGGUUAAAAAUGUAAAGGAAUUUGUCUACGGGAAUCUCAAACACAACUCACCAGUUUUGCUGUCUUUGUCCAGAUAUUUAAGAAGUGCAGCAAGGGUUUCACACGAUCAUCCUUCCUGCUCAGACGGUGGGGAGGGAUUCACUCGAUUGUCCUUCCUGCUCAGACUGUAUGGAGGGAUUCACUCUGUCAUCUAACUGACUGGCACACCCAUCGUUUUACAUGGGAGUUCACCUGCUCAGACAGUGGGAAUGGAUUCACUCGGUCAUUUCAACUGAAGGUACUUCAGCAAGUUCACACUGGGCAGAGGCUGGACAUCUGCUGAACUUGUGGGAAAGGAUUCACUCGGUCAUCUGACCUAAUGGCUCACCAGCGAGUUCACACCAGGGAGUGGCCGUUCACCUGCUCAGACUCUGGGAAGGGAUUCACUCGGUCAUCUGAAGUAAUGGCUCACCAGCGAGUUCACACUGGGGAGAGGCCGUUCAUCUGCUCAGAAUGUGGAAAGGGAUUCAUUUCGCCAUCUAAACUGAAGAUACAUCAGAGAGUUCACACUGGAGAGAGGCCAUUCACCUGCUCAGAUUGUGGGAAGGGAUUCACUCAGUCAUCCUACCUACUGGUACACCAGUCAGUUCACACUGGUGAAAGGGCGUUCACUUGCUCAGAGUGUGGGAAAGGAUUUACUCAAUCAUCCACCCUAAUGGCUCACCAGCGAGUUCAUAGUGGGGAGCGGCUGUUCACCUGCUCGGACUGUGGGAGGGGGUUCACUCGGUCAUAUAAACUGAAGGUACAUCAGCGAGUUCACACUGGAGAGAGGCCAUUCACCUGCUCGGACUGUGGGAAGGGAUUCACUCAGUCAUCUGUACUGAAGUUACAUCAGCGAGUUCACACUGGGGAGCGGCCGUUCACCUGCUCAGACUGUGGGAAGGGAUUCACUUGCUCAUCUCAACUGAAGGUACAUCAGCGAGUUCAUACUGGGGAGAGGCCGUUCACCUGUUCAGUCUGUGGGAAGGGAUUCACUCGGUCAUCUGACCUAAUGGCUCACCAGCGAGUUCACACCAGGGAGUGGCCGUUCACCUGCUCAGACUCUGGGAAGGGAUUCACUCGGUCAUCUGAAGUAAUGGCUCACCAGCGAGUUCACACUGGGGAGAGGCCGUUCAUCUGCUCAGAAUGUGGAAAGGGAUUCAUUUCGCCAUCUAAACUGAAGAUACAUCAGAGAGUUCACACUGGAGAGAGGCCAUUCACCUGCUCAGAUUGUGGAAAGGGAUUCAUUUCGCCAUCUAAACUGAAGAUACAUCAGAGAGUUCACACUGGAGAGAGGCCAUUCACCUGCUCGGACUGUGGGAAGGGAUUCACUCAGUCAUCUGUACUGAAGUUACAUCAGCGAGUUCACACUGGGGAGCGGCCGUUCACCUGCUCAGACUGUGGGAAGGGAUUCACUUGCUCAUCUCAACUGAAGGUACAUCAGCGAGUUCAUACUGGGGAGAGGCCGUUCACCUGUUCAGUCUGUGGGAAGGGAUUCACUUUGUCACCUCACCUACUGAGACACCAGUUAGUUCACACUGGGGAGUGGCCAUUCACUUGCUCAGUCUGUGGAAAGGGAUUCACUGAAUCAUCUGUCCUGCAGAGACACCAAUCAGUUCACACUGGCAAGUGGCAGUUCACCUGCUCAGACUGUGGGAAGGGAUUCAAUCGGUCAUCUCACCUGCUGUUACACCAGUCAGCCCAUACAGGGAAAGGGCCGUUCACCUGCUCAGUCUGUGGGAAGGGUUUCAUUUCAUCAUCUCAACUGAAGAUACAUCAGCGAUUUCACACCGGGGAGAGGCCUUUCUCCUGCACAGACUGUGGGAAGGGAUUCACUAUGUCAUCUCAUCUGAAGGUACACCAGCGAGUUCACACUGGGGAGAGGCCAUUCACUUGCUCAGACUGUGGGAAGGGAUUCACUUCGUCAUCUCAACUGAAGGUACAUCAGAGAGUUCACACUGGGGAGAGGCCAUUCACCUGCUCAGACUGUGGGAAGGGAUUCACUUCGUCAUCUCAACUGAAGGUACAUCAGAGAGUUCACACUGGGGAGAGGCCGUUCACCUGCUCAGACUGUGGGAAGGGAUUCACUCGGACAUAUCAACUACAGAGACACCAGCGAGUUCACACUGGGUAGAGGCCAAUUUCAUGCUCAGACUUUGGGAAAAAAUUCUCUCAGCUAAAUCAACCAAUGUAUAUCACUGUUGACACUGGGGAUAUUCCGUUCACCUGCUGUGAAUGUGGGAACCAAUUCACUCAGUGAACUAACCUUAUGUAGCUCUUGCUUUGGCUAGUAGCUUAAUAUAACUGGUGAUAGACCCCAGCCUGGCUAAACUUAAGAAAUAUCAUUUGGAUGGAUGCUGUGUGAUGUGUCCCCUGCUACAAAUCAGAACCCUGAAAUAACAGUAAACAAUAUGUGAUUAAACAAUUGAGCUUUGUAAUUCAUACUUUGACCAGAGGGUUAGUAAAGAAAACAAAUUUAAGAAAAAGAAAAAGGACCCACUCUCUCCAUUUGCAUUUUCUCAUUUCUCCCUGGCAAAAGACCAUGAAAAUCUCUCUUCCAGACUCACAAGAAAGAACAUUUCUGUCAUUGGAUAGCCCCAUAGUCGUAGCCUAAACAUUGCUGCUACUGAGAAACCAUUACUUCAGCUGGGAAACUUUACUGAGAGGUCCUUACAUUAGCAGUGAAACCUUACAGCAUGUAAGACUUGUGACACACUACUGGGUUCACACUGGGGAGAAAGUUUCAAUGAGCUGCAUGCUGGAUAUUUGUCCAUCACCAUUGCUGAAUGCAACUUCGAGACUGACUGUCGGUGCUGAACUCUGCAAUUAUUGCUGCUGCUCACCACACCCAGUUCUGCACCCUGGUCACUGGGCAUGGGAGGAGUUUCUUCUGCUGCACAUUCACCUUUAAUGGGACUGGAGUUUAAUAUUCUGGAUCUGAGACAAAUAAAUCAAUUAUAUUUUAAACUCUGUCUCUGGUACUUACUGAAUUUAUAACACACCUAGUGUACAGUAGAGAGUCAACUCAAGCCAGCUGGACGCUGCCAGUGAUUCAGUUCCAUGACAGUCCUUUUAAAUCCUCUCCUGUUGUUCAUCUCUCACUCUCCCUGGGUGGUGAGAUCCACCACUGGAUCCAUAUUCCAGUGGUGACGGAUUCCAAACAGACACAACUCUGUGGUGAAGAGGUUUCCUUUGAGUUUUCUGCAGAGUGAAGAAGUCGAGGAGAAGGAAAUCAGAAGUGGGGUGUGGCAAUGUCAGAGUUGAAACAUUUUGAAGCUGAUUGACAGAGAAAAUCUUUUGUUUGUCUGACUGAUAACACGAACAAUACCUGUGUUGAAGUGCUCCACUGUUUGAGGAACUGUGUGUGUUCGGAAAUGCUUUAUCUAUUAAGGGAGUUGUUCCUGCUUGUUUAUCUUGUAAUAUUAUAUCUGGAUCGUUGUUAUGGAUUGUCCUAUCUGAAAUAAUGUAUUGAUUAAUGUAUAAUUUUGUCACCAUUUCAUCUGCUCAGAUCGUUGGGAUGUCUCCCAUGGAGGAUCAUACUCGUUCAACUGAUUAAUAUUUCCUUCCAUAGUGAUGAUUAAUUUUUCUGAUUUGGCCUGUCAUUUAAGAUUUCUGGUCUGUAUUUCUUAUCACAAUUGCAUAUACACACAUGGAGUGCUGAAUCCAGUUCAUUUUUGAUGAAAACAUAUAUACCUAGAAGUUUUAUCUGACUGUUCUGUGAUAUUUUUUUAUUUCAUGUGUGUUAUUUCCCUUCCUCCAUCUGUCCAAGGUAGUGUUAAUCUAAGUGGGUUUGAGUGUAAAUAGUCUUUUCUAAAGCUUUCUUAAGUUAUUGUUUAUCUUUCUAAAUUAUACUAAUUGAAAUGGGACCAAGAUAUUUUUAUAAAAAAAGAAGUCAAUGUCAGUAUUGAUGAAAGUGUGUAUUGCCUGUGUUGUAUUUGUUAGUUAUUGAGCUCUAUUUGGUAGUUUUUUUUUUAAAGUCUUGAACUGAAUUUUGUCAAAGGUUUUCCCUAUUUUGCAGUACUUUCUAUUUUUGUUGCUUGUUGAUAUUCCAGAUAUGUGGGUAUCAAGUGUCCCGGUGAAGGAUCUUGGCCCGAAAUGUUUAUUCCCAUCCAUAGAUGCUGCCUGACAUGCUGAGCUUCUCCAGCACUUUGUGUGUAGUUCUCUAGAUUUCUUGCAACUGCAGGUCCUCUUGUUUCCCAGAUACUUAUAUGUUUCUUGAAAGAAGAAGCCAAGAACAAGCUGGUAGUGGGGUUGAGUGGCUCUGUUGGUAAAAUAUUAAAUGAAAUCAUUAGAAAGAAGUGGCGUAGGGUAGGAAGGUGUAAAAUCUGUGGGUAGAAUUAAGGAACAGCAAAUGUAAAAAAGAAUCCCUGAUGAGAAUUGCACAGAGACCCCCAAACAGUAGUAAGUAUGUGGUCCUCAAAUUACAAUGGGAGAUAGAAAAUGCGUGCCAAGAGGGCAAUGUUACAGUAGUCAUGGGGGAUUGUCAUGCAGGUAAUUAGGAAAAUUAGGAUGGUGUUGGUCUCAAGAGGAGGAAUUCCUGGAAUGCCUACAAGAUGCUUUUUUAGAGCAGCUCGUGAUUGAGUUCACUUGGGGGUCAGCUAUUCUGGAUUGGGUGUUGUAAUAAACCAGAAUUAAUUAGGUCACUUAAGUCCAAAGAACCUUUAGGGGUAAGUGAUCUUAAUCUGAUCUAAUUCACCCUGACAUUAGAGAAGGAGAAGCUAAAGUCAGGUGGAAUAAAGAGAAUUAGAGGGGCACGAGAAAAAAAUUGUUCAAAAUUGAUCUAAAAAAAACAUGGGCCGGGACGAAAACAGAUCAGCAAUGUCUGGAAUUUUUGGAAGGCACAGGAUAUAUACUGUGGCAUGCAAAAGUUUGGGCACCCCUGUUCAAAAUUUCUUUUACUGUGAUUAGAUAAGUGAGUAAAAGAUGACUUGAUUAUAAAAGGCAUAAAGUUAAAGAUGACACUUUUUAAAUAUAUUUUAAGCAAGAUUACAUUUUUAUUUCCAUCUUUUACAAUUUCAAAAUAACAAAAAAGGAAAAGGGCCCGAAGCAAAGGUUUGGGCACCCUGCAUGGUCGUUACUGAGUAAAACCCCCUUUGGCAAGUAUCACAGCUUGUAAACACUUUUUGUAGCCAACCAACAGUCUUUCAGUUCUUGUUUGAGUAAAUUUCUGGGUUCACUCAUAAGUAGCAAACUACUGACUGUGGAAAUUACAAAUGAGAAUAUUAUUCAGGUCACAGAGCAGCAGUACUGAAACAGGCCCUUCUAGUCCAUGCUGACCUGUUUUUGUUGUUACUGCCUGGUUCCAGCUACCUGCACCACAGCCUCCAUGCACCUCCCAUCCACGUCCUCACCCAAAUUCCUUUUCAGUGUCUAAAUCGAACCCAUAUCCUCCACUUCCACUGGCAGCUCAUUCCACACUCUCACCAAACUCCAAGUGAAGAAUUCCCCUUCAGAUUCCCCGAAAAUAAUUUACUUUCACCCUGAACGUAUGUCCAAUGUCAGGGUGAGAGGGAGGACGGGGCACAGAGGGAAGACAGUAAGGGAAGGUGGUGGUCGAGUGCAGAGAGGGAAACAGACUGGAGAGUUUAUACUUAAUAUCUUUCAGAAAAAGUAAUUGUUUGAACUUACUGCAAACCUGCUAUCCAUACCCUGUACGUUAUUGAUCUAGAUGACAAGUAGCAGUGUUUGACGUUCAAAGUAAAUAUUGUUAUCAGAGCACACAUAUGUCACCACAUACAACCCUGAGAUUGUUUUUCCUACAGGAACACUUAGCAAAUCUAUACAAUAGUAAAAGGAUCAAUGGAAGUUCAACUAGAGCAUAGAAUUCAACAAACCGUGCAAAUGCAAAUAUAUUCAAAUAUCAAUGAAUAAUGAGAGCAAUGUGGGUUAACCCUGGGGAACCUCACUGGGCUCGGGCCUCGAGUCCAAUAAACAGCCUCCCACCAUCACUCUCUGCUUCCUACCAUCAAAACAACUGUGCAUCCAGUGAGCCAGCUUUCCCUGGAUCCCGUGUGAUCUGACUUUCCACAGCAACUUACCAUGCUGAACCGUAUCAAAGGCCUCCCUGAUGCCCAUAUCAGCCACGAUCCUGGGACAGAGGUGUCACCGAUCAGAGGGCACAGAUUUAAGCAGAGGAUGAAGAGGUUUAGAGGGAUCUGAGGGGGAGAUUUCUCACUCAGAGGGUAGCUGAAAUCUGGAACUCACACCCCUCAGGUUUCCUUAAAAUAUAUCACCUCACAUCGUUAACAUAUAACCUGUCGCGGAUCAGAACAAAGACUGCGU